Molecule: messenger RNA, 2530 nt
Organism: Erigeron canadensis
Lineage: Eukaryota; Viridiplantae; Streptophyta; Magnoliopsida; Asterales; Asteraceae
Product: quinolinate synthase, chloroplastic
Exons: 7
Coding region: 96-2195 (699 amino acids)
Biological process (GO): 'de novo' NAD+ biosynthetic process from L-aspartate
Cellular component (GO): chloroplast
Molecular function (GO): quinolinate synthetase A activity; 4 iron, 4 sulfur cluster binding
Source: RefSeq, a predicted model, not a curated record
GGUUUGCUUACAACCCCGUCCUCGUUCAUUCAUUCAUUCCUUCAUAUCUCUCACCACUUUCUCUCCACACGGCGGCGGUACCCCUUUUCCGAUCAAUGGCCGCCACUUUCUCUCCCGCCUUCCACACCAUCCUCCCAAACCCUAACCCUGUUUCCAAACACCCCCUUUCAUUUCUCCUUUCCCCCAAACCCAAACCCUAUCUAAACCUUUCCACAAACACCAGAUCUCCUCCCCUUCCACCGUCCGCCGUCACCGUCACGCCGUCUUCCCUCACCUCCGACCACCACUCACCACCUCUCCAAAACCUCUUAUUCGAAUUCACUUCCGUUUCCGACCCGAUUGAUCGUUUAAAGCUGCUUCUAAAUUACGCUAACCGCCUUCCGAAACUCGAUGAUUCGAUGAAAGUGAAUUCAAACCGCGUGAUGGGAUGUACGGCACAAGUAUGGUUAGUUGUGAAAAUGAAUUCGAAUGGAACGAUGUCGUUUUUAGCCGAUAGUGAUUCCGAGAUUACUAAAGGGUUCUGUGCUUGUUUGAUUUCGGUAUUAGACGGUUCGAAACCGGAGGAAGUGUUGGCCGUGAAACCGGACGAUUUGGGGGAAUUGUAUGUGGAUUCGAGGGUGAAUACUUGGCAUAAUGUGUUGAUUAGUAUGCAGAAAAAGACUAAAGCUAUUUUGGCUGAGAAACAGGGGAAGAGUUUCGGUGACCCUUUUCCGUCUUUGGUUAUUACGUCUGACGGUAUUUCCGCGAAAGGAAGCUUUGCAGAAGCGCAGGCAAGGUUUUUGUUUCCUGAUGAUGAAAAGGUUCAAGAGCUUGCCAGUUUGCUUAAGGAAAAGCAAAUUGGGGUUGUUGCACAUUUUUACAUGGAUCCAGAGGUGCAAGGUGUUCUAACUUCUGCACAGAAGCUUUGGCCUCACAUUCAUAUCUCUGACUCGUUGGUAAUGGCAGACAGUGCUGUUAGCAUGGCCAAAGCCGGAUGCAAAUUCAUUACUGUUUUAGGGGUAGAUUUUAUGUCAGAGAAUGUUCGUGCAAUUCUUGAUCAGGCAUGUUUCCCCGAGGUUGGUGUGUACCGGAUGUCUGAUGAACAGAUUAGCUGUUCACUUGCUGUUGCUGCAUCCAGUCCUGCGUAUAUAGAUUAUCUCUCUGAAGCUUCUAUCACUUCUCCUUCCUUGCAUGUUGUCUACAUAAAUACCUCAUUAGAAACGAAAGCUCAUGCACAUGAACUUGUGCCUACUAUAACAUGUACUUCUUCAAAUGUUGUGCAAACCAUUUUGCAGGCCUUUGCUGAAGUGCCUAACUUGAAUGUGUGGUAUGGUCCUGAUUCCUACAUGGGUGCAAAUAUCAUGGAAUUGUUUCAGCAAAUGAAAUUGAUGACAGAUGAAGAAAUAGCCAAGAUACAUCCGGAUCAUACUAGAAACUCAAUUAAGGCACUGAUACCCAGGCUCCGUUAUUUUCAGGAAGGAACAUGCAUUGUUCAUCAUCUCUUUGGGCAUGAAGUUGUAGAGAGAAUUAAUGACAUGUAUUGUGAUGCAUUUCUUACUGCCCACUUUGAGGUCCCUGGUGAAAUGUUCUCGUUGGCCAUGGAAGCUAAAAGAAGAGGAAUGGGGGUGGUAGGUUCCACCCAAAACAUAUUAGAUUUUAUAAAGAAUAGGGUACAAGAGGCUUUGGAUAGAAACGUUGAUGACCAUCUUCAGUUUAUAUUGGGGACUGAAUCGGGAAUGGUGACCUCAAUUGUUGCAGCUGUUAGGAAUUUGUUAUGUUCUUCCGAAUCUUCUUCCAGGGAAGGAAAAGUUACGGUUGAAAUAGUUUUUCCAGUGUCUUCGGAUUCAGUGUCAACCACUUCACAAAACUCAUCUUCGGGGCUAGGAUUGGGUAAUGAUAUGAAUGUCUCUGUAAUACCAGGGGUCGCUAGUGGCGAGGGCUGUUCUCUUCACGGUGGCUGUGCAUCCUGUCCAUAUAUGAAGAUGAACUCUCUUACUUCACUCCUGAAAGUGUGUGGCAGCCUACCGCUGGGUAAAGAUGGUCUUACUCGGUAUGAAGCUGGACGAUUUAGUUUGCGUACUCCAAAAGGAAAUUCAAUAGCAGAUGUAGGUUGUGAGCCGAUUCUACAUAUGAGACAUUAUCAGGCGACUAAAAAACUGCCAGAGAAGCUCAUCAAUCAGAUUCUUGGUGCCGGUAAUAAUGGAAGAGCCUCGUAAUUUAGUACAAUAGGGCGCCAAAGGUUUGGAGUCAUCUGCUUUAUCAUAGUGAGGGAUUCGAACUUGUCAGCCAUAAAAAUGGCAAAUUAUGUAGGGAGGAAGAAAGGGAGGGAGAGAGAUAAAAAAAGCUAAUUUGGAGAAAAGUUCCAUUAUACAAAGAUGUGUACAACAAAUUUUUCUAGUGUCUGUCUGUCUGCCCCUGUUGUAUCAUUUUCCAUAACUUAAUGGCCUUAUUUUUACUAGCAGCAGCUUAUAUACAUAAAAAGCAGGCUACAGAAUCAGCAAUUUUUGUCCGUGAUGAAUUUUUAUGAGUGGAUGUUUAAAUGUUUAAUGAA